Messenger RNA from Diachasma alloeum, 687 nucleotides. RefSeq lists its product as uncharacterized. Lineage: Eukaryota; Metazoa; Arthropoda; Insecta; Hymenoptera; Braconidae. The transcript has a single exon. The coding region runs from base 1 to 687 and encodes 228 amino acids. The record is from RefSeq and is a predicted model, not a curated record.
AUGCUUGGACUUCGCGAGGCCUUUAAGGAAGACUUGAAAACCUCUCCAGCACAGCUUCUAUAUGGGACAGAGCUACGCAUUCCCGGUGAGUUUUCCAUCUCCGACUCUGUACCUGCAGAACCGAAUUUUUUCCUCGAGAACUUUCGAGAACACAUGCGACGAGUGAGACCCACCACUACCGCCCAUCACACCACAGCACGAUUCUUCAUGCUCAAGGACUUGUAUGAGUGUAGUCACGUUUUCGUUCGAGUCGACACGGUUAAAAAACCCCUCAACCCACCCUACACUGGACCUCACGAAGUCGUCACGCGAGUUGACGAAAGAGUUUUUGUCGUCAGAGUCAACGGGCACAACAAAGUCAUCUCCAUUGACGGACUCAAGCCUGCAUUCAUUGCAAAGUCAGACUCAGAGCAACGAACUGAACAGCAGCAGCAGCAAAGUCCUCAAUCUAGUCCAUUGAUCGUCGUACCUGAAGAACAUCGUUCUAUUAACAUGGACCCACUGCUGACGACUUACGCCAAAGUAGCAAAAACCACCAAAAAAGUACCGUUCCCUUCCUUACCUGGCCAGGUCACUGGGAGAGGAGUGGUUGUGGCGGCUGAGCAUAAACCAGAUUCCAUCGUUACCGACGGUACCCGCCAACAGCGCCAACGUCGCAAGCAGACACUAGUCCCUAGAACGGACUAG